Molecule: messenger RNA, 651 nt
Organism: Trichoplax adhaerens
Lineage: Eukaryota; Metazoa; Placozoa; Uniplacotomia; Trichoplacea; Trichoplacidae
Exons: 1
Cellular component (GO): plasma membrane; cytoskeleton; postsynaptic density
Molecular function (GO): actin filament binding
Source: RefSeq, a predicted model, not a curated record
CCAAUCAAUGAUUACGACCUUGGUGUAGAUACUUCAAAAUAUGAAGAAGGCGAAAAAGAAUUACGUAUCAAACUAGCAUGUUUAUAUCGGGUUGUCGCUUUAAUGGGCUGGAAUGAUAGCAUCUUCAAUCAUAUUAGUGCUCGUGUAUCGCAAGAUAAAGAUCAUUUCUUGAUUAAUCCUUUCGGUUUGCUUUUCGAUGAAAUGACUGCUUCUUGCUUUAUCAAAGUAGAUGAACAUGGUAAUGUCAUUGAUCCUGGCUCUACUCACUUUAACAUUAAUAUGGCUGGCUAUGUUAUCCACUCAGCAAUCCAUAUGGGAAGAAAGGACGUUGUUUGUGCUAUCCAUUUACAUACUUCCAAAGCUACUGCAAUUGGAUCCACCAAAACCGGUUAUUUACCACUGACGCAGGAUUCAUUGAUACCUGGACCAAUUGGUUAUCAUGAUUAUCAGGGCAUUGCUGUCGAUGAAAAUGAAAGAAAAAGUAUCGUUGAAGAUAUUGGUGAUAAAAAUGUAUUACUCUUGAGAAAUCAUGGUUUCUUAGCGGCCGGUAAAAGUGUAGAAGAAGCUUUCUCUGGAGCUUACUUUUUCAUGUCUGCUUGUGAAAUGCAAUAUAGUGCUAUGUCUGCCGGCAAGGAAGAUUUAAUUUUAUUA